AUGGUGCGUUUAGAACACUUCCUUCAACGAAUCAUGACGGAUGAUGAUAAUACAUACUCACAACUAGACGCGACUAUUUCUCUCAGGAAGCUAGUAACUAAGCAUCCUCUUCUCGAAGAUAUUACUCGUCCGGAUAUUGUUUCGAGAUUUAAUCAAUUUCUUGCCUACGAUGACUUCCCUCAGCUUAAGCAUGAAGCAGCUAGGAUGCUCGCAACAAUGACCACUGAGAACGUGCAGGUCCUCGUUGGUUGUGGCACAGUCCCGUUAUUAGUCAAACUUAUCAACGCGGACGCUGAGGAAGACCGAUUAUUGGCUGUGCGGGCACUGCGAAACAUUGCUGCUAAGUCAAUAGAAUGCAGUGAUCAUGUCCUAAGUUGUGGAGCCUUGAUGCCUCUGCUGUCUCUAUGCGAAGUGCCGAAUCAAACCACCACCAUGCUGAGAGAUGCUACAAGAACGCUCACAAUUUUGUGCUGUUUGAGGCCUUGUCCUCCACUUGCUCAGAUUCAACCAGCACUACCAGUACUUGAGAGGUUCUUGCAAUCAGAAAACUAUGAUCUCCUCUUUUUGUCCUCUUCUCUUCUUGCAACUUUCUUUGCGGAAGGCGAAAAUGAUGAGACACGACAAGCCCUUAUCGAUUUGGAGGUUAUUCCUCUACUAAUGGAAUUAUUUAAGCACGAGAGCGCAAAGAUUCAUAGAGAAGUCAUUCGUACAAUACUUGCUGUACUCAGUUGUGGAAACAGAGAUCAUUCACAACUGGUUAUUGACCAAAUACCAAUUCCUAGUAUUGCUUCUUAUUUAACAAAAGCAGAAGAUACUCAGGCCAAGACAGUAGCUUCCUACAUUGUCUACAAUGUUGCUUGGUGGGACCAAUAUCAACUUGAACAAGUGAUUGCGUCAGGAGUUGUGCAAAAUAUGAUUCCUCUUCUUCAAGACCAUGAUCCCCGCCUUGUGAUUUUUUGUGUUGGAACGAUUUAUAGAGUAACAAUUGGGAGAAACCGUGAGCAUAUAAGUUUACUUGUGAGCCAAGGAUGUAUUGAAGCAUUGUGUGAUACUCUCACAUCUCUCGACCAACGUAUCAUCCAGUUUUCUUUGAGUGCUCUAGAGGACAUUCUAGGAGUAGGUCGAGACGAGGAGAAUCAAGGGAACCUAGAAAGAGGAGGAGGUUCUCGCUACGCUAGGAGGAUUCUCAACGCAGGAGGGCUGGAGAAGAUCAAUGCGCUUAAGGCUAACCAAGACAAACACGUCAAGGAAAAAGCAAUGUAUAUCAUGGCUAACUAUUUCAAUGAGGAUAAAAAAUGGUGGUGA
Molecule: messenger RNA, 1305 nt
Organism: Eruca vesicaria subsp. sativa (arugula)
Lineage: Eukaryota; Viridiplantae; Streptophyta; Magnoliopsida; Brassicales; Brassicaceae
Source: the annotation of a GenBank genome assembly